Molecule: messenger RNA, 2424 nt
Organism: Sesamum indicum (sesame)
Lineage: Eukaryota; Viridiplantae; Streptophyta; Magnoliopsida; Lamiales; Pedaliaceae
Biological process (GO): transcription initiation at RNA polymerase III promoter
Cellular component (GO): transcription factor TFIIIC complex
Molecular function (GO): RNA polymerase III type 1 promoter sequence-specific DNA binding; RNA polymerase III type 2 promoter sequence-specific DNA binding
Source: RefSeq, a predicted model, not a curated record
AGGAAAUGAUAAUUUCUCCAAAACGGCCCGUUAAAACAUAUGGACUAUAAGCCCAAGCCGAAGCCCAAACAUCCAACGCGCCUUAGUCUGCUCGGCGGCACUCUCCACACUUCCUCGCCGGCGGCCAGCAACAAGCAUUCAGCGGUUUAGACUCAUAUUCUCGUUGGUUUCUUCUCUAAUUUUCUCCUGUUUUUAACCACUAUAGGUCCAGUAAAUUCAAAAUCCAACUUCUCCGUCCGCCAUAGCCAUUUCUGUGAUUUAUUGCUAUUUUUGACGGGCGAUUUACAGUUAUUGGGGGCGUGAAUCAAGGAAGUAUGGAGGUCUGAGUUCUCCGGAGCGACGGGAACCUCCGACGAAUUAGGAAUGGGGAUCAUCGAAGAGGGUUCCAUUUCGGGUGUUUUACCGAGUUGCAGCAAGGCAUUUGCAGUUCAUUACCCUGGUUAUCCUUCUUCCACUGAACGUGCAAUCGAGACUCUGGGUGGUAGCCAAGGCAUUCUCAAGGUUCGUACUGACAAGUUGAACAAGUUGGAGCUACAUUUUCGUCCUGAAGAUCCAUAUUCACACCCAGCCUUUGGGGAGAUCCAGCCCUGCAAUAAUUUUCUGUUGAAAAUUUCCAGAAAGAAAGUUAAGGACAUAUCUGAGCAUGCAUCAGAGGAUUCAUUUCAUCUUAAGCAGAAUACUGAAUCAAUAGAAACCGUGGAACAUAUAAACCGACCGGAACGGGAAUCCUUUUCAGCUUGUUCAGAAGUCAAAGGACAGAUCGAGAGUGUAGCUCAGGAGCAGCUUCAUGCUGAUAUUGUGGCUAGAGUCUCUGAGGCAUAUCACUUCAAUGGCAUGGUGGAUUACCAGCAUGUACUUGCUGUUCAUGCUGAUGUAAAUAGAAGAAAAAAGAGAAAUUGGGCUGAAGUAGAACCACAAUUUGAGAAAGGUGGUCUGAUGGAUGUCGAUCAGGAGGAUUUAAUGAUUUUAGUGCCACCUCUUUUCUCAGUUAAGGAUCUCCCAGAAAAAGUAGUUUUAAAAACAUCUGGAGAUCUGAGUUUGAGAAAGAAACAAGAGGGGGUCUUCCAACAUCAAUGGGAGAUGGAGAUAGAGCAGUGCCUUGCCAUUGACUUCAAUAUCAAAGAGAUUCCUAAGAAAGUAAACUGGGAGAAAUCCAUACCCAGGAACUCAGAUCGAUGGCAGUGGCAGAUGGCUGUCUGUGAAUUGUUUGAGGAGCGUCCUAUAUGGCUCAAACAUUCACUAGCUGAGCAUUUACUUGACCAAGGUCUGAAUAUUGGAAACAAAAUGCUCAAAAGGCUUCUUUUUAUAGCAGCAUAUUACUUUUCAAACGGUCCAUACCUGAGGUUCUGGAUAAGGAAAGGAUAUGAUCCCCGCAAGGACCCUGAAUCUCGCAUAUACCAGAGGACUGAUUUCCGAGUACCACCAUCUUUACGAAGUUAUUGUGACACGCAUGAGAUAUCUAGGUGGGAGGAUAUUUGUGCAUUUCGAGUUUUCCCCCGCAAAACCCAGAUUUCAUUGCAACUCUUUGAACUUAAGGAUGACUACAUUCAACAAGAAAUCAGAAAACCUACCAGUCAAGAAAGCUGCAGUCUGCAAACAGGGUGGUUUUCAUCACAUGUGAUUGAUAGCUUGAGAUUGCGUGUUGCUCAGAGGUUUCUGUCAGUAUAUCCUGAGUCUGGUGCGGAAUCCUUGUUGAAAUCUGUUUCUCAUCGGUUUGAGAAGUCUAAGAGAAUGCAGCUUAAUGUGAAGGAUUUGAAAGUUCAUUCAGAGGGCAAACAAGCUGAUAAAGAAGUUUUAGAAAGUGAAGACAAAGAAACUAAUGAUGAAGUUGAAUACGAGGAAGAUGAAGAAGAUGAAAUGGAGGAUGACAAUCUUGGAGAUGAUGUGGAUGCUGAUGAGGCGCUCGAGCUGGUUGAUGGGGACAGGAAUUUUCCCCUACAAGAUUCAUAUAUGGACAACGAGAACAUCUCGAAGGACUAUCUACAGGACCUUUUUGGUAGUUUCCCUUUUGGUGCUGCCGGUGGCGAUGAAAUGCAAGACACUGACCCCCAAGAUGAUGGAUAUCAGAUUUAUGAACAAUACAGCGAUGGCGACUACUCUGAUGAUGAGGAUUAUUAGAACAUCAAUCCAGGUGAGGUCAAUUUGCUACCGUCUGCUUUACAUUUGCAGUACCGUCCCAGGUCCAUGUCUUUGACUCUGUUAAACAAAGCAAGUGGGACUUAUUUCAAUGCAGAUAGGUCUGGAAAUUGUUGAUCUUCACAAGCAAAAGAUAUAUGUUAAUAUAAUAACCAUUUCUACCCUGUUCGUAUGUGAUUUCAUUUUCAGUUUUCAAUGAAAAAUAUGUAUUUUGUAUAAAUUGAUUUUUGUGUAAAAUGAGAAUAUAUUUAGAUCAAUUAGUGAGAUUGUGUUUUAUAUUGAACUACA